This is a messenger RNA of Colletotrichum higginsianum IMI 349063, 2388 nucleotides long. RefSeq names its product Double-strand-break repair protein rad21. The record is from RefSeq and is a predicted model, not a curated record. NCBI's taxonomy places the organism in Eukaryota, Fungi, Ascomycota, Sordariomycetes, Glomerellales, Glomerellaceae. Bases 1 to 2388 code for a protein of 795 amino acids. Gene Ontology annotation, biological process: mitotic sister chromatid cohesion; replication-born double-strand break repair via sister chromatid exchange; synaptonemal complex assembly. Gene Ontology annotation, molecular function: chromatin binding; protein binding. The transcript is spliced from 2 exons. Gene Ontology annotation, cellular component: cohesin complex; synaptonemal complex.
AUGCGACCAAAUUCUGCGCGGACCAACCCCUGCCCAAUCCCAGCCCCGUCAUUUUGCCUCUCCAUUGGCACGGCAUCCAGAAAGAGAAGACCACUACACCUUGACUCCCCCCUCCUACUCACCUCCUCCAUCACCCUCAUCGCUGCCCAUCGCGCUUUUGCUGCUAUCGCUACCGGUGCAAGUCACUCUUCAGCCUUUCGCGAUCGAGACCAUUUGCUUUCAUGUCGCCGCGCCUCGAAGUUUGCGCGUGUUAGACCUCGACCUGAUCGCUACAUCCCCAACGCGACCCGAUUCCCCACAACAACGCGUUCUCGUGUUUACCAGAGCUUCCGUAAACCGCCCCUCCAACCCCGGCGCGCGUCGCUGCCUAUAUACCUUGCGAGCAGUAGCUCUUACUUCUUGCUCCUCUUUAGCUAUACCUUCAUACUACUUUGCUCCGUCGCCGCCAUGUUCUAUUCGGAGACGCUCCUCCAAAAGAGCGGGCCGCUGGCCCGCGUUUGGCUGUCGGCCAACAUCGAGCGCAAGCUUUCCAAGACGCACAUUUUGCAGUCAAACCUGCCGGACAGUGUAGAGGCCAUCAUCACACCCGGCCAGGCCCCGAUGGCCCUUCGUCUGAGCGGUCAGCUGCUUCUCGGUGUCGUCAGGAUUUACAACCGCAAAGCCCGAUACUUGCUGGAAGACUGCAACGAGGCUUCAAUGAAGAUUAAAAUGGCGUUUCGCUCAAGCGAUAACCACGAUAUGGCUGUUGCCAACCUGUACGCCAACAACCGCGAAGCGCUGCUGCUGCCUGACAAGAUCACCCCACUCGACAACCUGGAUCUUCCCCCGCCUCCCGACGCCGCUUGGCUCUUGUCGCAAAUGGACGAUGUUGCAGCUACGCCGGUGGGUCGUAAGGGUCGCGUCAGCCAUCGCGAUAUCAACUUGCAAGAAGACUUCAACAACAGUCAGUUCCUGACCCAAGGAGACACUCUCGACGACGAGCUGGAAUUGGCACCUAUGGAGGAUCUCGACCUUGAACUUGACUUUGGCAUGGACAUCGAUGAUCGCCCCACCCGCAUGGAUACGACUAUCGAGAUGGGAAGAGACGCGCCCCUGGCACGUUCUGUGGAGGACGACAUUUUCAGUGAACUCGACAUUAUGCCGCGCGGCAAGGACCAACCCGAACGCGAACCUUCGUUGGGUCUGGCUCUCGAUUUUGGCGACGACAACGUUCGUAUCGCGGACGAGGAGGGUGAUAUCCAGAUGGGCGAUGACAACGAAUUCCAGUUCCCCACUGGCGACCAAUCUCUCGCCCCAGGAUUUCCUGGUGCUCUGGACAUGCCACGCGCCCGUAUCUCUGAGUCGCCGCUCUCCGAAAUCGAUCCAGAGUUCGCACGGGAAGUCGAGGAGGAAUACUCCCGCAUUCAGCACACGGAUCUCUACGAACCGGAUGAAGACCAGGAGCGCACCGUCGUUCGCCAUCCUCAGCGUUCGAAAAAGAGAAAGAUUCUUUUGCCGGAUGAGCAGACGAUGCUUUCCAGCAACCACAUCAAGGAUCAGCAGGCCAACCAUGGCAACAUCCUCAGAGCUCAGUCAUUCCUGCCUAGAGAUCCGUUUGUGCUCGCUCUGAUGGAGAUGCAAAAGAGCGGUGGUUUCGUCUCCAACAUCAUGCUCGAGGGUCGCAGUGCCGGAUGGGCGCCUGAACUAAGGGGCAUGCUCUCGCUUGAGGCCGUCAGCCGAUCCAGCGAGUUAAAGAGGAAGCGUGACAGCGGCGUUGCUGAUGUGGAGAGUGAUCACGGUGCCACCUCCAAGUCACCCCGCCUCAUCACGGAAGAGGAGGAUGUCUUUGCAAUUGAGGGUGUCGGGUUUGGCAACCAGAGCGUUGCGGGCGACGGCACUGUUCUCGAAAUUCCGGCUGACGAGGAAGGUAUCGCUUUCGGAGGAGACGAUGACGACACUGCUCGACCUAUUUCGGGCCAGGGAAGCCCUAUGCCCGAUUUCGACGAGACGACAGCUCCCGCUGUGCACCCUCAAGACAGCGGCCCUGUCUCGAUCGGUACCAAGCAUGCUGUGCACAUCCUGAGGGAUAUUUUCGGUCCCGAGGCCGAGCAUGACGCUGCGAAGCGCAAAAACACCGCCGUCGUCUUCCAAGACCUGUUGCCGGAGCAGAGGACGACAAAGGCCGAUGCCACCAAGAUGUUUUUCGAAUGUCUCGUCUUGGCUACCAAGGACGCAAUCAAGGUUGAGCAAGGCGAGGCCCUCGGCGCACCCAUCAGAGUACGUGCAAAGCGUGGCCUCUGGGGUGCUUGGGCCGAGCGCGAGGCAGGCGGCGAGAUCGCAGAGGAGGAAGAAGCCAACCAGCCUGAGCCGGCAGCCGUCAGCGCCCCGGCAGUUGCCGUCGAGGCAUAG